ACAUAGAUUCUAAAUUAACCAAAUAUAAACAAUACAAUAAAUAUUAUGUAUAGAUUAAAUUUAUCAAACAAGACUGUGCUUAUGUUUAUAAAGUUCGAUUAACAAUAUAAUUGUCUAAUAGAUAAUAAGUAUAAUAUUCAAAAUAAAUACUUAAAUUGUAAAUACAAUUUAUCGGUCUCUCAAAUAUAAAAAUUUUAACUUGAUAUUGCGCAAAGAACGCCGUCAACUUCAGGUGGCGCACGAUUUGCUGCUGCACUCCUGUGCAAAUAACCUUGUUACACCAUCGUUCGAAUGGUGAAUUUACAAAUUUACAUAAUAAAUAAAUCAAAAGUGAUAAAAUAUAUUAUUAGAUAUGCUGUUACACGAAUAAUUUACGUACCAUAAAAUUAUAAUAAAUAUAAUUUCACUUGUAAUCAAUAAAUAUAAGAUACAACAAUACGUGGUACUGAAUUAUAGUGCGAAAGAGAAAAACAUACAUUAUAUUUUUUUAAUAAUAAUAUAUGCAAAUAAUCAACAAUGUAAUGUGAAUAAUUGUUUGUAAUAUAUAAUAAUAUAUAUGUUUAUAAAUACCGCUUGGUUAUUAAUGGUGACAGGACCUAACUUAACAUGAGGUGAAACUAGGUCCAUAAAAAUUUCAUUUAAUAUCACUUAUCAAUAAUUUAAAAAAAAUAAUACGUAAUGGAAGCUCAUGAGAAUGAGCAGUAUGUUACAUUUCCCCUUUCAGGGGUUCAUGAUGAUAUGCAAGAUAACAUUAUAUCUCAUGAAGAAAUAUGCGAACCAGUUGACGAAUGUGUUCUUCAAGAAGGACUCACUGAAGUAUCUGUCACAGAUGUUAAUUCUGGUAUUACAGAAGCACAAGUUGCAGUUGAGAUUUUAGCAGAACAUUCUGAUGAGGAAGAUGAAAAUCGUGUAGUAUAUCCUAUAUAUAUUAAACAAGAAGAGCAACAACAAUAUACAUCUGGAGAUGAUGAAUCAAUGGCUGUGGAAGCUCUUCGGCAACUUGGAGGUAUGUAUCCUUGUUUUGAAGACAAGAAAAUAUGUUGUGCAAAUUGUGGAAACCUUUUUACACAAGAUGAAAUGACAAAACAUCAUACUAGUUGUUCUGCUAAUAAAUUAUCAUGUAUUACUUGUGGAGAAAGAUUUGAAAGAAAAAUAGAUUUGAACAAUCAUAUAGUUUGUCAUCAAGUAGAUCGUCCACAUGCUUGUAGAACUUGUGGAAACUUGUUCCGUUCAAAAAACAAUUUAAGAUGUCAUAUGUUACAAGUACAUCAAGUAGAAAGACCUCAUAAGUGCACUAUAUGUGGAGCAGAUUUUCAGAGGCCUUCUAGUUUAUCUAAUCAUAUGAAAAUUCAUACAUAUGUUGCUGGCCGUGCUAUUAUGCAAUCACAGGGUAAUAAUAUGUCACAAUCGGAAGAAACAUUUAGGAAGUGGCCUGAAAAUGUGACAGAAUCUCAAAACAAUCAAGUACCAUCUUCAUCUGUACAAACUCUGCAAAACUAUGAUACAGUUCAAUGGUCAGUUCCAUCUUAUAAUUUUCAAAAUGAUCAAACUGUUAAUACAAUAUCUAAUCCUGAAGAAAAAAUAGAUACUUUACAUGAAUUUACUGUACUGCCAAAUGGAGAAGUCACACAAUUUGAAUAUACACAACAAAAUAAUAUAAAUAAUCAAGUUAAUCAGCAAUAUAAUAUUUCAAUAAAUUCAUUUAAUAAUUCUGAUACAAUGAUAAAAGUUGAAACUUUAUCAUAUAAUAGUGAAAACAGAAAGAAUUACAUAGAAGUUGAAACAAAUGGUACAAAACAACAUAUUUGUAGACAUUGUGGAAUUAGUUUCUCUCGUGCAACAGCAUUAGUAUCUCAUGAAAAAAUUCAUGCAUCUAAAAAUUGGAAUAUGCCAAUUGAAUGUGAAUAUUGUGAUAAACAAUUUCAAGAUGGUAAUCAUUUAGCAACUCAUCAAACAACUUGUGCAAAAAAACUGAUGCAAAAUAAUAUAGAACAAGGUACACAUAACACUAAAUGGGGUAAACAUGCAUGUUCUGAAUGUGGUAAAAAAUUUACUACUAAACAAAAAAUGUUCAGACAUCAGUGGAUUCAUAGAAAGAAAACACAUUCUUGUGAAGUAUGUGGAUCUCAAUUUGAAAAACAAAAUGAAUUGGAUGAACACAGAUUAUCAGCACAUCCUGGUGAUUCUCCAUUUACUUGUACUGAAUGUGGUAAGAGUUUUGUAUCACGUCAAGGAUUAUGGGAACAUGGUAGAACACAUGCUGGGAGUCCUGCACAUUUUCAUUGUGAUACAUGUUCUAAAACAUUUUCAUCAAGGCAAGGAUAUUUGAUACAUCACAGAACUCAUACUGGGGAAAGACCAUAUGGUUGUAAGUUUUGUUGGAAAGCUUUUAGAGAUGGUGGAACAUUAAGAAAACACGAACGCAUUCACACAGGAGAAAGACCUCAUGUUUGUCCUUUGUGUUCAAGAGCAUUUAAUCAAAAAGUUGUUUUGAGAGAACAUGUUCGAUGGGUUCAUGCAGCAGGAAAGAAUGAAACUGAAGUAACUGGACCUCCUUUCUCAUGUCCUAUAUGUGGUGCUGUAAAUCAAGAUCGAGAUGAAUUAUGUGCACAUAUUGUUAAACAUUCUGAUCAAAUGAUAGCAGAAGCAAAAGCUAAAACAAAUAAUAAUGCUCCAAAAGUCAAACCAGUUAAAAAAAAAUCAAAAGUAUCAGCAAGUACAAGUUUACAAAAAAAACAAGGAUCUGGAAAUUGUAUAAUUCCUAAAUCAGAAGAAAAUGAAGCACUUUUAUCUAUUACAAAGACAGAUAAAUCAGAUGAACAAAUUUUAAAUAAAAAACAAAAUAAUGCUUUCCUUGUAGUUACUACAGAAAAACGCAAUGAAAAUUAUAUUGCAAUAUCUGAACUUAAAUCUGAAAAUGUGCAAUUAUUAGUUAAUGAAAAACAAGAUGAAAAUAUACAUAUUUCACAAUCUGAUCAUAGUCAUAGAAAAUCUUUAAAUAUAAUUACUAUGGAUAAGCAAAACAAUACAACCCAUAUAACUUCUACAGAGCAAAAAAGAAGUGCACUUCAUCCUGCAAGCAGUCAUGAUGAAAUAACUGCAAUGCAUUUAAUACAAACUUCAAAGCAAACUAAUACUUUACAUUUAAUCACAAAACAAAAUGAAUCAUUGCCUGUUUUAACAUUAGCAAAUCCUGAGAGUCAUGAAAAUUUUUCCAGUCAAAUUGCACAAAUAAGUAAUAAUGACUUACCUAUGAAUAUGGUAACUCAUCAUUCAACUAGACAAAAUCAAGAUAUCAAAAAUCAUAAUGAAGUUGGCCAAGAAUCAUUAAUACAAGAAGGAGCAUCCCAAACAGCAGUAAUACAAGUUGUACAAUAUCAUCAACAAGAUAGUGAUGAUGGAGAAGAGUUAGUUUGUGGUAUAUGUGGAGAAGAUUUUAAUGAUAAAAAUGUGUUGAUGGAACAUGUAAAAAUUCACAUAUAAUAAUUGUUACUUUAUUAUCCAAGUUUGUGAUAUUCUUAUGCUAUUAAUGUGGCUAUGUAGAAAAUAACAAAUUCAAACAUUUCUUAUGUUCUUAAAGAAAAGAAAUGUUAAAUAUUAUAUAACUAUUUAAAUAUUGUUUCCAAUAAUAGUAGUAACGCACCAAUUUUCUAUGUGUCUUACAAAUGCACUGUACGAAAAAAAAACAGGGAAUUUCAAUGAUAUUUAUAUAUUUUUAAUUAAUUUGUUUUUGUUUCACUGAAAUGCUUUUACACAUUUAGGUCAUACACUAUAUAUGUGGUGAAAUAAUGUACAUCUUUUAAAAUAAAAUAUAGAUAAAGAUUUAUGUAAUAAGUGAAGCACAUUACUGAUGAAUUUUUUCUUAAAGAUGUAAAAUUAUAAAAUUCUUUAUAAAAAAUAAUCUUAGAAUUAUAUAAAUCUGCUUUUAAUAAUUAUUUAAUCUUGAAUUCAUGUAUCAUUUUACAAUACAUAAAUUAUAAUUGGAUAAAAUGAUAUUUAAAAUGUAGAAUGUGAAGUGCAAUGAGAAAAUAAAGUACAUUUUAUUUUCUA
Messenger RNA from Apis mellifera (honey bee), 4050 nucleotides. RefSeq names its product zinc finger protein 708-like. The transcript has a single exon. Bases 679 to 3483 code for a protein of 934 amino acids. NCBI's taxonomy places the organism in Eukaryota, Metazoa, Arthropoda, Insecta, Hymenoptera, Apidae. The record is from RefSeq and is a predicted model, not a curated record.